AAACACAAACACAAACACAUUCUCUCUCUCUCUCUCUCUCUCUCUCUCUGUGAAAAAAAAAAAAAAAUUGCUAAUGGUUUAGAAACUCAUACCAUAUUGGAUUACACAUUUUCAUGAUAAACAACAAACCUUCCUCUCUUUUCUGGCUGUCUUUACACUUGUUCCUCUGAGGAAAAAAUCCCUUCUUGGAUCUGCAAAGAUUCCUUUACAGUUUGCAUUCCUAUUACUUUUUGUUUUUGUUUUUUAGACAGUUCCAAGGUAAUGUUGCUCAUUCUAUUGCUGAUAACUCUGAGUAUUGUGUGAAUAUUGUAAUGGGUGUUGACUGUUAGGUUCUUUUGGCACUUCUCUGGUUACCACACAAGGCAUUGUCUGCUUUGUUCUGCAAAGAUCAAUAAGGUUUUUUUGUUUUCUUUUUUGACAAUACUGGCUUUCAAUGUGUUUUUUGUCAACAAUUUGAGAUUUUGGAGAAAACCCAGAAGGUGUAUUGUAUUUACUGAUGUAUUAGGAAGUUUUUCUGGGCUUGGACUUUUUUGAUUGCAAAAGGACAAAUGUGUGGUAGGUAUUCAUUUGAAGCCAAACUUUCUUGUUUUUUGAGCUGUUGUUAGCUGGAGUAAAGUGGGUUCUAAAAGAGAUUUUAUGUGGCAUUGUUGAUAAGUAAGGAGAAGUAAUUUUACACUUGGUAAUUUCCCUUUUUGGAAUGCUGCCAUUGGAAUUUUAUGAAUGAGGAAAGUGCCCUAUUCUCUUAUGGUCUCUAUGGGUUGAAAACAAGUUAAAUUCUCCUUUGUUUUCUGCACAUUGUGAAGGAGGAAAGAAGAAGGAAGAUAAGGUUUAGAUCUUGCAAAACUUGGGUCUUUGAGGUGUCCAAAAUCCCUGAUUCUAAAUUGUGUCACCAGAGAUUUUGUUAGAUAUCUGAUAAAUUGUGAACUGCAAGCACUGGUUGCAACAUGUUUGAAGAGUUUUAGAUUCAAAUUACAUUAAGGAGACUAAAAUUGAUGCAAUUCUCUCAUUUGGAGAAAGAACGUUGGAGGUCUAAGAAGUAGGUGUAUUUUAACUGUGUUAAUAGUUGAGGAGAGGAGGUGGAGAUGGCUGCAAAACUCUUGCAUUCUUUAGCAGAUGACAAUCAAGACUUGCAGAAGCAAAUAGGAUGCAUGACUGGGAUACUUCAACUCUUUGAUCGUCCCAAUGCCCUCACUGGUAGGCGCAUUAGCCACAAGAGGCUUCCUCCAGGUAAUUCCCACUUCAACAGUGGAGGCCUGGAAAGAGAGUCUAAUAAUGUAUACCAUCGACAGGCUGCAACCGAAAUGAAUUUAAACAAGAAUAUGAAUGAGAGACAAAGAAUUUCCACAGAAUCCUCAAGAGUCUCCUUCUCAUCCUCUUGUUCAUCUAACUUAUCCUCUCUGGACUGUAACAAAACAGCUCAACUAGAAACUUCUUCCUUUGAUCAAAUCAUUUUUCCUGAAACUCCCUCAAGGGACCCAGAAAUUAACCAACCAAGUAACUCUCCACAUUUAGGGCAGCAGCCCCUCAAUCUUCGUGAUGUUGUCAAGGAUUCUAUGUAUAGGGAAUCCAAAGGGCUAUCAAUUAAAACUACAACCAGAGAGGAAGCAGUUGGUCGUGCUGUAAAGCAUAGAAACUCUCCAAGGCCUUUACAGCUGUCCAAAUCUGUGGAUGGAUCUCGUGGAGUUGGGGUUAACAUGAAGCAAAAUGCACCUGUUGAUCUCAAGGAGUCUCUUCAAGUACUUGCCAAACUUCAAGAAGAACCUUGGUACCACAAUGAAGCUAAAGAAGUUCCAAUAUCAUCACAUGAAGCAAAAUAUGGGUCAUGGUCUUCAGUUUCAAGGGAUGCUCCCAGGUUUUCUUAUGAUGGGAGAGAGAUAAAUCAUUUAUCCUUGGAAUCAGGAGAAAACCUCAAAUCGACCAUAAAGCUUAAAGAGCUGCCUAGACUUUCACUUGACAGCAGGGAAGGUUCAUUCAGGGGUUCCAACUCUGAUUCAAAACCAAAUCGCCUCUCCAAAAACUUCCAGAAUGGUGGCAACUCAAAUGAUGAAGCCCAUAAUCCACAGCAAUCAUCAGGAACUGGAACUCAGAAGCGGCCUACUAGUGUUGUAGCGAAGUUGAUGGGCUUAGAAACCUUGCCAGACUCUGCAUUGGCUGGUGAUAAUCAGUUGGGUGUGAUCAAAACAUGUUCAGUUGAAGGUACUAGUGAUCCCUUCUCCAAAUCAUCAAAAACAAAUGAGCUUAAUAGGGCAAUCAGAAUGCCAAAGUCCCCCAGAAACUCAUCAAAAGACCCUACAUCCCCACGCUGGAGGAAUUCUGAUUUUGUCAUGAAACCCAUUCCAAGUUCAAGGCUUCCAAUUGAACCAGCUCCAUGGAAGCAGCUCGAUGGAAAUCGAGGUUCUCAGAAACCAGCUUUCAGGCCUGCCAAAAUUCCACCAAGGGCAUCAAACUCCUUCAGUUCUGUUUAUAAUGAGAUUGAGAAGAGGUUGAAUGAUCUUGAAUUUAAACAAUCUGGAAAGGAUCUCAGAGCUCUUAAACAGAUCCUGGAAGCAAUGCAAGCAAAGGGGCUGUUAGAAACCGGAAAAGAAGAACAAGGUUCGAACUUUGGAAUUCAAAGAGACUGUGAACCAAUAUGCACGAGUUCCAAUCAAAAUUCUAGAUCACUAAGCCAACGAAACUCGCAGAGCAACCAUGUUAUUACUUCUCCUAGUAGGGGAUCUAACUCUUCAAGGUCUUUUGAGUCCCCUAUUGUGAUCAUAAAACCAGCUAAACUUGUUGAAGGAUCUGGUAUACCUGACUCAUCAGCUAUUCCAAUUGAUCAGAUUUCGGGUCUGCAUAAGAUCCAGAGUGGUGGAUCUGCAGAGGCAAAAAAGGCUUCAAUUAACAGCCAGACAACUAAAGAUCAGUGUCCUAAAAACAGUCGCCGGAACUCUGAUGUUAGUUCCACUGACAAAAAAGUUAGUGGCAGGAAUAUGAAAUCAACACAGUCUUCGUCAAGGUCUCCACAAUUACCAAAAGAAAACACCACAAGUUCAGUAAAGAGCUCUGGUUCUGGGAGCCCAAGACUGCAACAGAAGAAGCUUGAGUUGGAGAAGCGAUCUCGUCCACCUACUCAUCCAUUUGAUUCAAACAAACCCAGAAUGCAGUCCAACCGGCAUGUGAAAGAUUCAGGCUCCCCAGGUGGAAAAGCCAGACCAAAAUCUUCUAACUUGCAGCUAAGUGAUGACCAGUUGAGUGAGAUAAGUAACGAAUCAAGAAGUUUGAGUUGCCAAGGAGAUGACAUGUCUGUGCAAUCGGACAGUAAUAUUGUCUUGGUUUCAAAGAUAGAGAUUGAAGUCACCAGUACUGCAGAAUCUAUCGAGAUUGAUGGCACCCAGAGUCCAUCCAUGAAGGCUGUCAAGUUCUUGGCUUCUGGCUCAAUGCAGAAAAAAUCAACUCCAAGGAUGGAUGAAGAUGGGUUGUUGGCAGAACUUGCUACUGCUGCCCCGGAACAUCCUAGUCCUAUCUCUGUUCUUGAUGCCUCAGUAUAUAGAGAUGAUGCACCAUCUCCUGUGAAGCAGAUACCAAAUGCCCUUAAAGGUGAUGGUGCUCAAGAUUCUAAUGACAGUCAAAGUGAAGAUCAAUGGAACCCUACAGAUAACUUCUUAUCUAACAGCAUGGGAUCUGGUCUUACCUCGGAGAUCAAUCGCAAGAAAUUACAGAACAUUGAACAUUUAGUUCAGAAGCUUAGGCAACUGAACUCCAAUCAUGAUGAAGCCAGAACAGAUUACAUAGCAUCACUCUGUGAGAAUACAAAUCCAGACCACAGAUACAUAUCUGAAAUUUUAUUAGCUUCAGGCCUCCUACUCAGAGACCUUGGCUCUGACUUGACUACAUUUCAGCUCCACCCAUCGGGCUACCCUAUCAACCCUGAGUUAUUCUUUGUUUUGGAGCAAACCAAGGCAAGCAGUUUGCCCUCAAAAGAAGAUAGAGGUCAUGUAAAGGCUGCCAAUUCAAAGCCAGAGCAGGAGAAAUUUCACCGAAAACUCAUUUUUGAUGCUGUUAAUGAGAUUCUUGUUGAAAAGUUAGCUUUAGUUGGCAAGUGCUCUGAGUCGCGGUUGAAGCGUGACAGACUGGCAAGGAGGACCCUUAGUGCACAGAAGCUCUUGAAAGAAUUGUGCAUUGAGAUAGAGGAGUUUCAAACCAAGAAGUCAGUGGGCAGCUUGGACAACGAAGAGUAUGAUUUGAAAAGUAUCUUAUGGGAGGAUGUGAUGCAUCAGUCAGGGAGUUGGACAGAUUUCUGGAGUGAGACCUCAGGGGUAGUAUUAGAUGUUGAGCGGUUAAUUUUUAAGGACUUAGUUGAUGACAUUGUGAUUGGUGAGGCAGGUAGCUUGCGAGCAAAGUCAGGUAGGCGUAGGCAGCUGUUUGCAAAGUAGUGUCUUCUAAUUCUUCUUCCUUUCCACUUAUAUAUAUAUAUAUUUUAAUUAACUGUGAUUUAUAUUUUUUGUGUCAAAGCAUAAUAAUAUAUGGGUAAGUACUGCAGUUCUCUGCUGGGUUGUAAAGGAAGUAAUCUCUCAAAGUUGUACAACAUACAUAUUCUUAAGUGUCAAUAUAUGUGACCAUUUUUACCUGCAC
This is a messenger RNA of Quercus lobata, 4611 nucleotides long. RefSeq names its product LONGIFOLIA protein (gene TRM4). The transcript is spliced from 5 exons. Gene Ontology annotation, biological process: regulation of monopolar cell growth. Bases 1083 to 4412 code for a protein of 1109 amino acids. Lineage: Eukaryota; Viridiplantae; Streptophyta; Magnoliopsida; Fagales; Fagaceae. The record is from RefSeq and is a predicted model, not a curated record.